Poecilia reticulata (guppy) is the source of this 945-nucleotide messenger RNA. NCBI's taxonomy places the organism in Eukaryota, Metazoa, Chordata, Actinopteri, Cyprinodontiformes, Poeciliidae. The record is from RefSeq and is a predicted model, not a curated record.
AGCGCCUCACGGGCACGCUUUCACAUUGUCGUCCUCAAACCAAUAGGCCUGCGCGUCCACUCCUCCCCGCGCACACACCCCUUCAACCUCCUCCCCCCUCCUCCGCCCCUCUCCACCCUCCUCCUCCGCCCGGCGUGUCUGAGUCUCCGGCUGCAUGAACGAGCCCCGAUUCACUACAAGCCUGAACUUCUAUGAUGCGUCUCUCCCAUACCUCAGCUGAGCGCACACACCAGCGCAGUCUGCAGCGGCAGCAGCGUUAGGAUGUAAUCAAUCCCACAUGUUUCAUCUGGGCGACUCGGGGAUUUUCACUUUGAAUAUUUUUCUACUUUUUUUUUCUCUUUCUUUCUUCCUUUCAUUUUUAGCCCUCAUCGCCGAGCAACGGAUCUAAGUUAGCAGACAUGUCGGGGACUCAGUUUCUGCCGUGCACUGCGCUCCACACAGCGAAGGGAGCGCGAAGUUCAUAAAAAGGGAUUACUAUUAUAUUUUCUUUUUUCCUUUUGCGGGUCUGGGUGCCUGAAACCUUCAGUGCCUCUGGAUUUUAAAAAUUUUUAUUUACAUUUUUCUUUUACUUUGGAUUUUGUGGGGAUUUAUUCGCUUCUCAUCGGGAUGGAAAGCCGCGAUUUCGCCCCGCCGCACCACCUCCUGACAGAGCGGAGCGCCCUGGUGCACAGCGCCGCGUCUCGGAUAGCGCCGGGCGGCCACAGCUCCGUGCAGCACCCGGCGCACUUCCAGCCCGGGAAAUACUACUCAUCCCACCUACCCAUGGGUCCGCACUCAGGUGCUUCCUUCAUGGGCUCCUUCCUGGCCAGGAGUCUGGGGACCCCACCCUCCCAUCCCCCUCACCCCUCUGGACCUGCUGCCUCCCCCGCCUCCCCUUCCUACAGGGCUGGAACCCAUUCAAGCACUUCCCCUAUCUGGUUCCCCCACUCACAUGAAGAGUUCUAA